AUGGAUUUGAAAAACGUUAAAGAUUGUAUAGAGGUUUAUCCUUUGGGUGCGGGACAAGAUGUAGGGCGCAGUUGUAUUUUGAUUAAAAUUUAUGAUAAAAUUAUAAUGUUAGACUGUGGUUUGCAUAUGGGUGUAAAUGAUUUAACAAGAUAUCCAGAUUUCGAAAAGAUAAAAUAAAUUUGGAAUAUUCCUGAAAAAAGAAAGUGGGACUAGAUCAUAGAUUUAGUUUUAAUAUCUCAUUUUCACUUAGAUCAUAUUGGUGCGCUUCCCUAUUUUACAGAAAUUUAUAAUUAUGAUGGUCCUAUUUAUAUGACAAGUCCUACUAAGGCACUUCUUCCAUACAUGUGCGAAGAUUUUAGAAAAGUAAUUACAGAAAGCUAAAAGAAAGAGUUUACAGAUGAUAGUAUUCCUUAAACUCCUGCUUAAAAAAUCAUAAAUGACAGCAGAUAUCCUUUAAUUUAUACUUAAGAAAACAUCUAAAAGUGUUUUUAAAAAGCAAAAAUUAAUAUAAAAAUAAUCAAACAAUGA
Messenger RNA from Tetrahymena thermophila SB210, 528 nucleotides. Its product is annotated as metallo-beta-lactamase domain protein. The record is from RefSeq and is a predicted model, not a curated record. Gene Ontology annotation, cellular component: nucleus. Lineage: Eukaryota; Ciliophora; Oligohymenophorea; Hymenostomatida; Tetrahymenidae. Gene Ontology annotation, biological process: snRNA processing. The transcript has a single exon.